Molecule: messenger RNA, 2218 nt
Organism: Lingula anatina
Lineage: Eukaryota; Metazoa; Brachiopoda; Lingulata; Lingulida; Lingulidae
Product: interferon-inducible GTPase 1
Cellular component (GO): membrane
Molecular function (GO): GTP binding
Source: RefSeq, a predicted model, not a curated record
AAUCCCCUUUUAAAAAUAGUUGCUGUAAUUUUCCUUUAUUAUCGGUACUUUGGAUUAACAGAAUUCCUACUCGGAGGUCAAGAUGUUGACUUUUUGCUACAUUAUUAUCUUGCUGUUGACACAUCUUUCACAGGCUGAACGAGGUCAUGCCCAAAGUCAUCAUGAGAAAAAACCUGAAGGAUUUAACUAUUAUGAAGAAAUGAUGGACAUAAUUACGAACAAAGGUUUCACAGAAGCAACAUUUAAAUGGAUGCGGGACAGUAUGGACCAUUGGAAGAAAACGGACCUUCAUGUCGCCAUGAUAGGUGAAUCUGGAGCCGGAAAGUCGGCAUUUAUAAAUGCGGCCCUCGAUCUGGACGAAACUGAUCCACGGGCGGCAAAAGUUGGUGUUGUUGAAACGACUAGAGAACCUGCACCUUACAAACUCCCAGAUAAACCCCUGACUUUGUGGGACCUUCCUGGAGUUGGCACAGCAUCUUUUCCAAAGGAAACGUAUCUACGACAAAUCAAAUUUCGUAGAUAUGAAUUCUUUAUCAUCGUUUCAAGCACACGCUUUUCGGAAAACGACUUAUGGCUGGCAAAGGCCAUUCAACAAGAGAACAAGAAGUUUUACUUCGUCAGGUCAAAGAUUGACAUCGAUAUUUACAACAGCAGACGACAGCGUGUCCCUUCAGAGGAGGUUCUGCGCCAAGUAUACGAGAACUGCCACGAGACGCUCAGCCGAGGAGGGUUUGCGAACGUUCCUGUUUUUCUUAUAUCAAAUUACGACCCAAACGAUUGGGAUUUUCAGAAACUAAUGCGCCAACUCAUCAACGACGUUCCAGAAAAGAAACGAGAAGCUCUGGUCCUCUCUAUAGCAGCUACUGGCGAAGAAGCAAUCCGCGCCAAAAGAGAAGCGUUGGAGAGUCGUAUCUGGGUAGCCUCAGGCUUGGCUUCUGCUGGCGUUCUUGUUCCGGUACCAGGAACAAGCAUUGCUGCAAAUUUUGCUGUAUUGUUGUACGAAGUUAGCUUCUACGAGGAGCAAUUUGGACUGAACCAACAUUUAAAGUCAGAUCUUUUCUUUAAAGGGGGGUGCCUAAGAGGGACCACGCUCUCGAGUUUAGCGACCAAGAAAGGAAUGACAGAGUUGAUCAAAAAGAUUGUCAUUAAUAAGGGCCCUCAAACUCUCUUCGCAGAGGCUGCGCGAUGGAUCCCCCUCGCUGGCACAGCCGUGUCUGCAGCAAUUACUUUCGCAACCACCUACCACGCCCUGCACUGUAUACUGGACACAUUUGAGCAAGAGGCGCUGAAUAACCUGAUGACGAAAACUGCCUUCCAUGAUGAAUUAUAGGAAACUUUUCAAGAGAAAUUAUUUUCCUGAAUAGAUUAUCCUGAAAUUUACGUUAUUAAGACAUUCUCUUCAGCAAACGUAAGAGGCGUGAAAUACCGCACUAUUUGUGCGGAUUAGAAUAUCGUUAUAAUUUUCAUUAUCAUUUAAAGCGUAAGAAUUACAUCAAAUGACCAGGGUGUAGCUACAAUAAGUAUAGCUUGAGAAUGUUAAAAUAAUAUGAAUAACGUUGACAUAUCCUAUAGUAGUGAUUAUGAAAAUAUAAAUAAAUAAGCCCGAGACGUGUCUAAACCUUUAUCAGUAGUUUUAUGUCACACAUUGUGGUCUCUAAAUUUGAACAGUCUUAAACGAGUAUCAAAAUAUUCAAAAUAAUUAAAUAUCCAUUAAUAAAAAAAUAACUAAUUUUAUGCAGUGAUUAGUGAUGUGCUAGAAAUAUACUGUGUGGUUGUCUACUUUUUACCAUGAUCAAUUUUUUUACUUCUACAUUGCCUCGUUUUAAUGCGCUUUGUGAUUUAGCAUUUUCAUUGUAAUUUUUCCAAUAAAUGCUCUUUGAACAUUAAUGGCAAUUUGCGUGGGGUGUUAGAUUGCACUGCCUCAGUUGGAUUAAAGCCUUCUUGUAGUAUAAAUAAGGGAUAAGUUUAGUGACUAGUAAUACAAUGUGAGGUGUUUUAAAAAAUCAAAAUCUAUUUGUCCUUCUUGUCACUGAAAUUGCCGAAGAAACGUGCAUUUUUACACAUAAGUAUAUCAGAGGAAAAUGUCCAUGCCGACAAAGUAAAUUAUAUUUUAUCCAGAAACCCACUUUCGUCAUCAUCUGCGACAUGAAAAGAUGCUACAGCAAGUAUAAUUUGCCUGUAAACAUCAGGUUUACUUCUUUUCUGUCCUGUGAGAAAA